AUGUCGCGAGCGCAGCUCCAAAGCGCGUACCCGAAACUGACGGAACUUUUUAGUAACAGUAGGAGUGAUGACAACGGGAAGUUGAAGCCGACGCUCGAACGUCUGGUGGCGUCGUUUUCGUUUCCGUUUUCGUCCUCUGAGGAGGCAAAGGAGUGCGCGAAGAGUGGUGGUGGUCGUUUUCUUCUCACAGCAGACGGAGCACUGCUCGUGAGCUCGGUGUGCUUUGGCGCGUGCGCGUUAGUUUUAAGCGUCUCGAUCCUGACCAGUCGGCCUUUAUUGGUCCGGAAAUCGGUGGUGAAUUCGGAAAAACGAGUCGUUUCGGUGGAUUACCAGAAAGCGGUGAGAGGCGAUUUUGCGUUUGGUCUAGGGUUAAUGUGGGUAUCCGCGGUUUUGUUCAUCUCUGGAAUGGCGUUUUCGACGACUGUAUCGUUCGUGACGGAAAGUUUACGCGAGGAGUUGUUGGCGUGCGUGUAUUCGUUCGCGGCCAACGCCGGAUUUUGUUUCUUGUGCGGGAAUAUCGCGCGGUUAGGGAUAAUAGACGAUCGAGAGGAGAGGACGAAUUUGGUCAUUUUAGGGACAGUGAUGACGACGUUGAUGUUAAUCAGUCAUUUAUUUCCGAAAAUUUCCGAAGGAAGUGGUAAAGCUGGGUGGUUUUGCGAGAUUUGGUCUUUCGCGUGGUGCGCGUUGGCGUUGGCGGCGAAUUUGGGAUUAAACUGCGCGGUGGAGUUUCGCGGUGGAUUCACAAGUUGGGACGCUUUUUAUGGAUUAACGUCCGGGAGUGGUGCUGGAUUGAUGUAUUUCGCGAUGGCAUCGCCGUUAUGGUUGGGGAAGUGUUUCGGUACGGCGUUGUUUUUGAUUGGUUUCGCGUGUCAUGUUUUAGGCGCCGCGACGAGGCACUGGGUCACUCGAUAUUCGACAACCGCAAAGGAGGAAGGCGAGGAAGAGGAUAAAUCCGUGGCGAUGGCGAAGAAAACCGAGUAA
Molecule: messenger RNA, 981 nt
Organism: Bathycoccus prasinos
Lineage: Eukaryota; Viridiplantae; Chlorophyta; Mamiellophyceae; Mamiellales; Bathycoccaceae
Exons: 1
Coding region: 1-981 (326 amino acids)
Source: RefSeq, a predicted model, not a curated record